CAGCGUUGUGGUUUGACGAGGCACUGCUUCUUCCCGUGGGAAAGGGGGAAACUCGUUUUCAUUGUGCACAUCUGCUAGGAGGGGCGUGGAGGAGCUGCCGGUGGGAGCUGCUGCUGCUAGAGGAAGUGCUGCCUGGAGGAGGAGAGUGGAGGUCUGCAAUAGAGGUUGAGAGAGGAGGCUCUCAUAGCCACCAUCUCAGCAGUAGUGGAGGUGCUGCUGGCUAUAGCCACAGUCAUAACGACGGUCGUGGGGGAGGCACUGUUACUUUUUGCGGCAACUGCGACGACGACGCAAACUUUUACGGCGGUGGUACGGAAGUGCUGCCGAACUUCUGCGGCGGCGACGCAGGCUUUUACAGCGGUGGUACGGAAGUGUUGCCAAACUUCUGCGGCGGCGACGCAAACUUUUACGGCGGUGGUACGGAAGUGCUGCCGAAGUUUUGCGGCGACGACGCAGGCUUUUUAUGGCGAUGGUACGGUGGUGCUGCCAAACUUUUGCGGCAACGACGCAAGCUUAACGGCGGUGGUACGGAAGUGCUGCCGAACUUUUACGGCGGCGACGCAAGCUUUUUACGACGAUGGUACGGUGGUGCUGCCGAACUUUUGCGGCAGCGACGCAAGCUUAACGGUGGUGGUACGGAAGUGCUGCCGAACUUUUGCGGCGACGACACAGACUUUUUACGGCGAUGCUACGGUGGUGCUGCCGAACUUUUGCGGCGGUGACGCAAGCUUAACGGCGGUGGUGCGGAAGUGCUGCAAAAAUUUUACGGCGACGGCACCAAGC
Chara braunii is the source of this 783-nucleotide messenger RNA. Lineage: Eukaryota; Viridiplantae; Streptophyta; Charophyceae; Charales; Characeae. The record is from the annotation of a GenBank genome assembly.